Cyphellophora europaea CBS 101466 is the source of this 2364-nucleotide messenger RNA. RefSeq lists its product as uncharacterized. Lineage: Eukaryota; Fungi; Ascomycota; Eurotiomycetes; Chaetothyriales; Cyphellophoraceae. The coding region runs from base 1 to 2364 and encodes 787 amino acids. The record is from RefSeq and is a predicted model, not a curated record. Gene Ontology annotation, molecular function: ATP binding; ATP hydrolysis activity. Gene Ontology annotation, biological process: cellular response to heat. The transcript has a single exon. Gene Ontology annotation, cellular component: mitochondrial matrix; cytoplasm.
AUGGCUAGCUCCAAUGUCGCCCGAGCCGCACUGGCUCGUAGAACGCUGCCAUCUUCGAGAAUCCCGUCUACCAUUAGUCUCUCCCGGCCUAGGCGAAUACCUCUUGCGCUCUCCGUCUCCGGGAAGAGCAUUGCUCCGAUAGCCGCCACUUCAUCGUUAGGCUCGAUACGUGGAUAUGCCAGUGGCCGACCGCACCCGCCCGGCGGUACCCACCGCAUGGAUAUGGGAGGAGGCGAGCCACAAAAGCCCGCGCUGGAAGAGUAUGGUGUCGACCUGACGCAGCGCGCAAGAGACGGCAAGCUGGAUCCAGUCAUUGGCAGGGACUCUGAGAUACAUCGCACCAUCCAGAUUCUCUCAAGACGAACCAAAAACAAUCCCGUCCUUAUUGGCCAGGCCGGCACCGGAAAGACCGCCAUACUGGAAGGUCUGGCGCAACGAAUAGUGAGAGGCGAUGUGCCGGAGAGCAUCAAGAAUAAGUCCGUCAUCUCGCUAGACCUGGGUCAGCUCAUCGCAGGCGCCAAGUUCCGAGGCGACUUCGAGGAGCGCCUGAAGCGAGUCUUGAAAGAGGUGGAAGAUGCGCAAGGCGGAGUUAUACUCUUCAUCGACGAGCUGCACACUCUGCUAGGCUUGGGCAAAGCUGAAGGCUCCAUUGAUGCCAGCAAUCUCCUCAAGCCGGCUCUCUCGCGCGGCGACCUCCAGUGCUGUGGUGCUACUACGCUCAACGAAUACCGCCAGAUUGAGAAAGAUGUAGCAUUGGCUCGGCGGUUCCAGCCAAUUCUCGUCGGUGAGCCGACAGUUCAAGACACUGUCUCCAUUCUCCGUGGCAUCAAAGAUCGUUAUGAGGUGCACCAUGGAGUUCGUAUCACAGAUGGCGCACUCGUCGCUGCCGCAGCCUACAGCAACCGAUACAUCACCGAUCGCUUCCUCCCGGACAAAGCUAUUGAUCUUGUCGACGAGGCUGCCUCAGCUCUCCGACUGCAACAAGAAUCUAAGCCCGAUAGUAUCCAGACCCUUGACCGAGAGAUCAUGACAAUACAAAUCGAGCUUGAGUCGCUUCGCAAAGAGACCGAUAUCGCCUCAAAAGAGCGCCGCGAGAAACUGGAGGAGACGCUUACGACUAAACGCGCAGAAGUUGCCCGCUUGACCGAGAUCUGGGAUCGCGAGAAAGCCGAAAUCGAGACCCUCAAGAAGACCAAGGAAGAUCUGGAACGAGCGCGUCAAGAUCUUGAUCUUGCUCGCCGCGAGAACAACUUCGCACGAGCCUCCGAGCUCCAGUAUGCCGUGAUCCCGAAACUACAAGCCCAGCUACCUUCCGAAAGCGGUGCCGAACCACCCAAGAACGCCAAUGGCGAGACUCUAAUCCACGAUUCGGUGACGGCCGAUGAUAUCGCCUCGGUCGUGUCUCGCACCACAGGCAUUCCCGUCACAAAGCUCAUGUCAGGGGAAGCCUCCAAGCUCAUCACCCUUGAAUCCACCCUGCGGCAACACGUUCGAGGACAAGAUGAAGCCCUCGCUGCGGUCGCCAAUGCGGUGCGUAUGCAGCGCGCUGGCCUGCAAUCCGAGCACCGUCCUCUGGGCUCUUUCUUCUUCCUUGGACCCACCGGUGUCGGCAAGACCGAGCUAUGCAAGCGCCUCGCCGAGUUUCUUUUCAGUACCGAACAGGCCGUUGUACGUUUCGACAUGAGCGAGUUCCAGGAGAAACACACCGUCAGCCGUCUAAUCGGCGCAACAGCAGGCUAUGUCGGUUAUGAGGACGCCGGACAACUCACCGAGGCGGUUCGUCGUAAACCGUACGCCGUGCUGCUCUUCGACGAGUUCGAGAAGGCACAUCGCGAUGUCUCCAGCCUGCUGCUACAGGUGCUGGACGAAGGCUUCCUUACCGACAGCCAAGGUCACAAGGUCGACUUCAGGAACACCAUCAUCGUCUUCACUAGCAACCUGGGCGCGGACAUCCUGGUAGCCGACUCGGCAGCCGAGAACGUCACGCCAGAGCAAAAGGCCGCGGUCAUGGAUGUGGUGCAGGCGUCGUACGCGCCCGAGUUCCUCAACCGCAUCGAUGAGUUCAUCGUGUUCAACAAGCUGAGCAAGUCCGCGCUGCGCGACAUCGUCGACAUCCGUCUCAAGGAACUGCAGAGCCGGCUAGACGACAGGCGCAUGCGCGUCGAGGUCGGCGACGAUGUCAAGGACUGGCUGUGCGAGAAGGGCUAUGAGCCGCGCUACGGCGCAAGGCCGCUGAAUCGUCUGAUACAAACGGAGAUUGGGCGGAAGCUGGCAGAGAAGAUCAUCAGGGGAGAUUUGAUGGGUGGUGGCACUGCGAAGGUGGUCAUCGCCGGUGAUGAGGAGGGCCUCGAGGUCGAGCUGUGA